GGGGCCCGAUGGCUCAUUCCCCCCCCCCCCCCAAAUGCAGGUACGGGAUCCUGGUGGACCCCAUCCAGGUGGUCUCCCUCUUCCUCAAAGACCCCUACAGCUGGCCCUCCCUCUGCCUGGUCAUCGUGGCCAACGUCUUCACCCUGGUGGCCUUGGCCUUGGAGAGACGGCUGGCAGCGGGCUCCCUGUCGGAGGGCGCGGGGGCCGCCCUGCACGCCCUCAACCUCCUGGCCAUCCUCUGCUUCCCCGCCGCCGUCGUCCUCGCCGUCACCUCCAUCACCCCAGUGGGGGCCGUCUUCGCCCUGGCCGUCUACACCGUCCUCUUCCUCAAGCUCUUCUCCUUCAGGGACGUCAAUAAGUGGUGUCGGGAGAGGAGGGAGGCCCAAGGGGCCCCCCCGGCCCCCCCCGGCCACGGCUCGGCCGCAGCCCCACGUUUUCCCUCUUUCCCCCCCCCCCCAGAUCUCUACUACUUUCUCUUCGCGCCCACCCUGUGCUACGAGCUGAAUUUCCCCCGCUCCCCCGCUCCGCAAGCGCUCCUCCUGCGGCGCCUCUUCGAGAUGCUCUUCUUCAUCCAGCUGCUGGUGGGGCUGAUCCAGCAGUGGAUGGUGCCCACGAUCCAGAACUCCAUGAAGCCCUUUCGGGACAUGGAUUAUUCCCGCAUCAUCGAGCGGCUCCUGAAGCUGGCCGUCCCCAACCACCUCAUCUGGCUCAUCUUCUUCUACUGGUUCUUCCACUCCUGCCUGAACGUGGGCGAAGUGAUGCAGUUUGGGGACAGGGAGUUUUACAGGGACUGGUGGUGAGAACUCGAGUCGGUGACCUAUUUCUGGCAGAACUGGAACAUCCCCGUCCACAAGUGGUGUCUCAGGCACUUCUACAAGCCCAUGCUGAAGCGGGGGGCCAGCAAGUGGGUGGCCCAGACGGCCGUUUUCUUGGCGUCUGCCUUCUUCCAUGAGUAUUUGGUGAGCGUCCCUUGAAGAUGUUCCGGCUCUGGGGCGUUCAUGGGGAUGGCGGCUCAGAUCCCGCUGGCCUGGUUCGUCUCCAGGUUCCUCAGGGGGAACUACGGGAACGCGGCCGUCUGGAUGUCCCUCAUCAUCGGGCAGCCCAUCGCCGUCCUCAUGUACGUGCACGACUACUACGUGCUCAACUACGAAGGCCACCCCUGAGGGUGUCCGUCCCCCCCCCUCUGUCCCACCACCCCCCCCCGGGGGACGGCGACGCACGCGGGGACUUGGCGCCGCUGCCAGCGCCACACACACAACCCCCCCUGGUUCCCCCCCCCCCCAACUCCGGCGUCACCCGUCCUUGGGAAUUGAAUGUCGGAUCAAUGCAAUAGCCCCCCCCCCCCCCACAACGUGGGACGCACACACACACACGGCCCCCCCCCCCCCGCCCUGGGGACGAGGGGUGGCGGGGGGCACAGGAGGGGGGAGGCAGCUGUCCCCGUGUCCCCCCCCCAGCUUUAAGUGGCCGAACGGCGGCUGUUUUAAGGCACUUUAAGGGACUGUCCCCGCACCGCGACUGUCCCCUUCCCUCCCUGUCACACUCCUGGGGAUGGCGGGGGGGUGGGGGGGGGGGGAUGUCGUGUCUUGCCCCCCCUGCCUGCAGCCCUGCCCUCUCCUUUUGGUGGUGGUGGUGGUCGGGGGGGGGACGACGACGGGAUGGGACGGGACCCGGGGACCUGCUGCUGCCUCCCGGCCUCACUCAGCCACUUUUUAACCCUCCCAGAUUCUAUCUGUCAAAUACCCAGUGAUUAAAGUGUCUUUUUUUUUUGGUUUUU
Chroicocephalus ridibundus (black-headed gull) is the source of this 1777-nucleotide messenger RNA. It is a transcript of the gene DGAT1, whose product is annotated as diacylglycerol O-acyltransferase 1. Gene Ontology annotation, molecular function: diacylglycerol O-acyltransferase activity. Lineage: Eukaryota; Metazoa; Chordata; Aves; Charadriiformes; Laridae. Gene Ontology annotation, biological process: triglyceride biosynthetic process. Gene Ontology annotation, cellular component: endoplasmic reticulum membrane. The record is from RefSeq and is a predicted model, not a curated record.